Messenger RNA from Cariama cristata (Red-legged seriema), 750 nucleotides. RefSeq lists its product as uncharacterized. NCBI's taxonomy places the organism in Eukaryota, Metazoa, Chordata, Aves, Cariamiformes, Cariamidae. The transcript has 5 exons. The record is from RefSeq and is a predicted model, not a curated record. The annotation marks the transcript as partial.
GUGAGCAGCUCCAGGCAGGUAAGUGCNGGGGCGGCGAGCACGGCGGCGUUCUUCCUCUGCGAGGGGCUGCUGGGUCAGCACUUUGAUGUGGUCCCUGAUGGGGUGGCCAAGCCCCAACCUGGGGACCUCUUCCUCUUCCCACUGGCCUCAGGGGGCCCUGGCUGGUGGGGCGCCCACGCCGGUGUCUACUGCGGUGAUGGGGAGAUCAUCCACCUGGAAGGGACGUCCCCAUCGGGGAUUGUGGCCAAGCAUGGCAAAAGCCACCUCCUGCGGACGCGGGGUCCUGCCAAGGUGCUGCGGAGGAAGGGAGGGCUGGAUGCAGCUGCUCUGCAGCGGCGGAUCCGGGCAGCCAUGGACCAGGCGGUGGAGUACGACGCCAUCACCUGCAACUGCGUCCACUUCGCCCUCUCUCUGCUGGGGCUGGGCCAGCUCACCGGUGCCAUGAUGUUGAGCAGCUUUAGUUGGCAGAGGGAAUAUGAGGCACCCAAGUUUCUGCUGUUCAAGAGCAUCCCUGGGCAUGGGGAGGUCUUUGAGGAGGUAUCAGAGAGCAAGUUGCAGCCUAGCCACAUCUUGCGCUUCCCCUUAGACAUCAGCUCUGGCGUCCUCAGCAGCAGCGUCAAACAUGUGGCCGUCUACUGCGGGGAUGGAGAGGUCACACACUUCCAGAGAAAGUGCCUGACCCCCUACUCCUGUUUGGAAUGUGGUGGUGGUCGAAAGGUGUCCGGCAAUGUGAUGGCUGGCCUGGGGUGA